Molecule: messenger RNA, 1230 nt
Organism: Rotaria socialis
Lineage: Eukaryota; Metazoa; Rotifera; Eurotatoria; Philodinida; Philodinidae
Source: the annotation of a GenBank genome assembly
AUGCCAGCAAAUCAAUCAAAACGUAAACGAGCCAUUGAAGUUCAUAAUAAAAAAGUCACUCAACGAGGCAAUGUACCAAAAUCAGGUAAACAAGCAGAUACCAAAACACCUGUUGGUCCAUGGCUUUUGGCCUUAUUUGUUUUUGUCGUUAUAGUUUGUGAUUCAUUAACUGCCGACAGUCUCCGUUCAAUUUAUAUGAAAGUGCCAACGCUUCCUCUUGGCCAAUCUGUCAUUCACAUUCCUGUCAGUGGAUCCAUUAAACCAUCUGUCUGCGUCACUCAAUCAUUAGCGACAGCUACGCCAACGAAGGGGUUAACGACCGAAGAAGUUGCUGUAAUUAAAUCUUACACAUCCAGUUGUCGGCUCUAUGAAAUGCUCAAUGCAGCACUACGAACUGAACAGCAAGCAAAUAUUCAACCUUGGUUCGCUUACUUAAAACUUUUUCAAAUGGCUAUCGUCAAAAUUCCUGCAAAACACGGAUCUUAUUGUCGUGGAAUAACAGGAGAUUAUCAUAAUAUGUAUAAAGUUGGGAGUACUGUCGUUUGGUGGGGCAUAUCAUCAGUGUCCGCAUCAGAAUCAGUAUGUAUCGGCUUUGCGACUCCGUCUGGUUCUACUGUUGAGCCGAUGAAUGGUACACUUUUUACAAUCUUGUCUUCAUCAGCGCGAGGAAUAGUAGAAUUUUCAAAUUUUCCUCACGAAGCCGAAUCAAUUUUAUUGCCAGCUACGAAAUUCAACGUUCUAAGCAACAAACUCAGUACAAAUCGUAGAGGAUUAUAUGAAAUCACUCUUCAAGAAAUCGAAGCUGCACCCUCAGCAAUAAGUAAAUUAAUGCCAACAGUCAAAAUAAAAGCAACCCAAGCAACGACUAAAGCAGGAACUACAUCAGCUAAAAUAGGGACUACGUUAACUAAACUAACUAUUAAAAUAGGGACUACGUCAACAACUAAAGCAGGAACUACAUCAACUAAACUAACAACUAAAUUAGGGACUACAUCAACUAAAUUAACAACUAAAACAGGAACUACAUCGACUAAAUUAACAACUAAAGCAGGGCCUACAUCAACAAUUAAAAUAGGAACUACGUCAACUAAAUUAACAUUGAAAACAACUUCACGAACAAUGAGAACUACAACAAGAAAAACAGCAUUGCGUACGACUUCAAGACUUCCUUGGGAUCCAAAACCAAAACCAAUAUCAUCCUUGGCUAAUACUAUCGUCGAAAAAAGGUAA